AUAUAUAUACACACAUAUAUAUAAUAUAUAUUAUCGUAUUAUUUAUUUAUUAAAUAUGUAUCGACGACGAUGAUCUGUCGCUUCCGUCGUCGUACGUCGGAAGAACGUAUCGGUCGGUCGGUCGGAGCGAGCGAUAUUAAUUCUUAAAUACUCCUAUUACGUAGUGUUUGUUGAAAUAUAUAUCUAAUUAUUUUUUUUUUAUCAGAUAUAUAUAUCUAAUUUAGUUUGUGACGACAGAGUGUUAGUUUGUUGGAUCGAAUUACAAAAUGGUGAUGUAGAUGAAGGUGCAGAGGUGUAGAGAGAGCAUUCAUUAUUCUCAAUUUCCGGUAAAUGCAGAAGUUCGCCGGUGACCGAUUAGGGUUUUGACUAGUCAACCGGUUUGCCAAGAGUUAGUUGGUACGUAGCAGCAGCAGCAGGUGGAGGGAGGGAGAAGGAGAUAUGGGAGGUCCAACUGCUGCUUCUAAUUCUCAAGGAAACUCAAACUCACAAGACAAUUCACCUCCCUAUGUUCACAAGGUUGGAAUACCUCCAAAGCAAAGCCUCUUCAAGGAAGUCAAGUUCGGCAUCAAGGAGACCUUCUUCCACGACGACCCUCUUCGUCCCUUCAAGGAUCAGCCCAAGUCCACCAAGCUUCUCCUUGCCAUACGUGCUCUCUUCCCAAUCCUCGACUGGGGACGCCAUUACAAACUCCACAUGUUCAAAGGUGACCUCAUCGCCGGACUCACCAUUGCCAGUCUCUGCAUCCCUCAGGACAUAGCUUACUCGAAGCUGGCGAAUUUGGAUCCUCAGUUCGGCCUAUACACUAGUUUCGUCCCGCCCUUGAUUUAUGCUGUCAUGGGGAGCUCCAGAGACAUUGCCAUUGGCCCUGUGGCUGUCGUGUCUCUCUUGCUUGGAAGCAUGCUUCAGAAUGAGAUCGAUCCCAAAAACAAACAUGAGUACCAGCGGCUCGCUUUCACUGCUACAUUCUUCGCCGGAAUCACUCAAUUUCUCCUCGGAUUCUUCAGGCUCGGUUUCUUGAUCGACUUCCUCUCCCAUGCUGCCAUUGUUGGAUUCAUGGCCGGAGCAGCCAUCACCAUCAGCCUCCAACAACUCAAGGGCUUGUUCGGCAUCAAGCAAUUCACCAAGAAAACUGACAUAGUUUCCGUCAUGCGCUCCGUGCUCACUAGAGCCCAUCACGGCUGGAAUUGGGAGACAAUCGUUAUCGGACUUGUAUUCUUAGCCUUACUUCUCCUUGCAAAGUUCAUCGGAAAGAAGAACAAGAAACUGUUCUGGAUUCCUGCCAUAGCUCCACUGCUAUCAGUAAUCAUCGCAACCCUCUUCGUCUUCAUCACGCAUGCUGAAAAGAACGACGUUCAGAUUGUUAACCAUAUUGACAGAGGCAUCAACCCUCCAUCAUUAAAUGAGAUCCAUUUCACAGGCAGCUAUGCCGCCACUGGCUUCAGAAUUGGCGCUGUCGCUGGAAUGGUUGGACUUACGGAAGCAGUAGCGAUAGGUAGAACUUUUGCAUCAAUGAAGGAUUAUCAUCUAGAUGGAAACAAAGAAAUGGUAGCAUUAGGCACCAUGAAUGUCGUCGGCUCAAUGACAUCUUGUUACGUCGCCACAGGGUCCUUUUCGCGCUCCGCUGUCAACUUCAUGGCUGGAUGCAACACGGCAGUAUCAAAUAUCGUAAUGUCCUGUGCUGUCCUGCUGACGCUUGAAGUGAUCACACCUCUGUUCAAAUACACUCCGAAUGCGAUCCUGGCUUCGAUCAUCAUAUCAGCUGUAGUUGGGCUGUUCGACUACGAAGCAAUGAUCCUCAUUUGGAAGAUUGAUAAAUUCGACUUUGUCGCCUGCAUGGGAGCCUUUUUUGGCGUUGUCUUUGCCUCUGUCGAAAUUGGGCUUCUGAUUGCAGUGGCCAUUUCCUUCGCCAAGAUUCUUCUCCAAGUGACACGGCCACGGACAGCAGUGCUCGGAAAAAUCCCCAGAACUCAAGUUUACAGGAACAUUCAGCAGUAUCCGGAGGCGACUAAGAUCCCCGGACUCCUGAUCGUUAGAGCAGAUUCCGCCAUCUACUUUUCCAACUCCAACUAUGUCAGGGAAAGGAUACUGAGACUUCUGGCUGAUGAGGAGGAAGAGAUUAAAGAGAAUAGCCAGCAGAGAAUCCAUUAUUUGAUAGUCGAGAUGGCGCCUGUAACUGAUAUCGAUACUAGCGGCAUUCAUGCUCUGGAAGAUCUCCACAGAAGUCUACAUAAGCGCGACAUAAAGGUACAGCUUGUUCUAGCAAAUCCAGGGCAGGCAGUGCUGGACAAGCUGCAUGCAUCGAGCUUGGCCAACACAAUCGGAGAAGACCAUAUCUUUCUGAGUGUUGCGGAUGCUGUCAUGACUUUGGCCCCAAAGACAGAACCUUGAGGUCUUUUUUGUGUCCGAACAGGUUAACAGAUCGAUAAGAAUUAAUAAUGUUAGAGGUUAAAGGUAUAUAUGUAAUCCAAACAAAGUAGUACUCGUAGUCUCACAAAUAGGAUGAAGAUUUCAUUUUA
Messenger RNA from Andrographis paniculata, 2516 nucleotides. RefSeq names its product sulfate transporter 1.2-like. Gene Ontology annotation, biological process: transmembrane transport. Gene Ontology annotation, molecular function: secondary active sulfate transmembrane transporter activity. Bases 439 to 2388 code for a protein of 649 amino acids. The record is from RefSeq and is a predicted model, not a curated record. NCBI's taxonomy places the organism in Eukaryota, Viridiplantae, Streptophyta, Magnoliopsida, Lamiales, Acanthaceae. The transcript has 13 exons. Gene Ontology annotation, cellular component: membrane.